Tarenaya hassleriana is the source of this 717-nucleotide messenger RNA. Its product is annotated as cysteine-rich receptor-like protein kinase 27. NCBI's taxonomy places the organism in Eukaryota, Viridiplantae, Streptophyta, Magnoliopsida, Brassicales, Cleomaceae. The coding region runs from base 1 to 717 and encodes 238 amino acids. Gene Ontology annotation, molecular function: protein kinase activity; ATP binding. Gene Ontology annotation, biological process: protein phosphorylation. The transcript is spliced from 4 exons. The record is from RefSeq and is a predicted model, not a curated record.
AUGGCUAAGCUUGAACACCGGAAUCUAAUCAGACUUCUGGUCUAUGAGUUCAUACCGAAUAUGAGUCUUGAUCGCUUCUUAUUUGAUCCUAUCAAGCGUGAGAGAUUAACCUGGGAAAAGCGAUACGAUAUCAUCGUAGGCAUUUCACGUGGAUUGCUUUAUCUUCACGAGGGAACUCAUCUUCCCAUUAUUCAUCGAGAUCUCAAGGCUUCCAACGUCCUCUUAGACGAGCAAAUGCAGCCCAAAGUUUCAGACUUUGGCAUGGCGACGCAAUUUGAUUUCGAUAAAACCCAGGAAACAACGAGAAGAUGGAUAUAUAUGGCUCCAGAGUACGCAAUGCAUGGAAGAUUCUCGGUUAAGACAGACGUUCACAGUUUCGGUGUUCUUGUUCUUGAGAUCAUCAUGGGUCAGAGGAACAACGGCUAUGGACAUGGAGAAAACACAGACCAUCCAAGCCCUGCUUGGACAAGUUGGAUUGAAGGAACAUUACUGAUGAAUCUUGUUGAUCCUUUUCUGCAAUCUUUUUCGGAGAAACAAGUGGUUCGAUGCAUAGAAAUAGCUCUCUUAUGUGUUCAAGAAAAUCCGAUGAAGAGGCCGACAAUGGCUUCUAUUGUUUCAAUGCUUAGCCACGAGUCUCUGCCGCUCCCAACGCCAUUACCGAAGGAUAUUCCUCUGUCUGUAAAUGAUGUUUCUGUCACAGCGUUGUCUGCACGUUAG